Messenger RNA from Balaenoptera acutorostrata (minke whale), 1008 nucleotides. RefSeq names its product deoxyribonuclease 2 beta (gene DNASE2B). Gene Ontology annotation, biological process: apoptotic DNA fragmentation. The record is from RefSeq and is a predicted model, not a curated record. NCBI's taxonomy places the organism in Eukaryota, Metazoa, Chordata, Mammalia, Artiodactyla, Balaenopteridae. Bases 1 to 1008 code for a protein of 335 amino acids. The transcript has 6 exons. Gene Ontology annotation, molecular function: deoxyribonuclease II activity.
AUGACAGCGAGACUUCUGAGAGCACCCCUGGCUUUGCUCUUCCUUGGCCUCUUUGGGAUCCUGAAGGCGACGACAAUAUCGUGCAGAAACGAGGAAGGUGAAGCUGUGGAUUGGUUUACAUUUUAUAAGUUGCCUAAAAGGCAAGACAAGGAAAGUAGAGAGACUGGGGUAGAGUACCUAUACCUAGACUCUGCAACCAGAAGCUGGAGAAGGAGCAAGCAACUAAUGAAUACCACCAAGAGUGUUUUGGGAAGGACAUUACAACAGCUAUAUGAAGCACAUGCUUCCGAGGAUAACAACACAGCCUAUCUAAUAUACAAUGAUGGAGUCCCUAAAUUCAUGAAUUACAGCAGAAAGUAUGGACAUACCAAAGUUCCUGAAGAAGGCUAUGAUUAUCCACCCACAGGGAGACGAAAUGGACAAACGGGCAUCUGCAUAACUUUCAAGUACAACCAGUAUGAAGCAAUAGAUUCUCAGCUCUUGGUCUGCAACCCAAACGUUUAUAGCUGUUCCAUCCCAGUAACCUUUCAUCAGGAGCUCGUUCACAUGCCCCGGCUGUGUGCCAGAUCCAGCUCUUCAGAGAUCCCUGUCCGGCAUCUCACCACACUUCAGUCAGCCCAGGGACAAAAAUUCCUCCAUUUUGCAAAGUCUGAUUCUUUUCUUGACGACAUCUUUGCAGCCUGGAUGGCUCAACGGUUGAAGACGCACUUGCUAACAGAAACCUGGCAGCGAAAGAGACAAGAGCUGCCUUCAAACUGCUCCCUUCCUUACCAUGUCUACAAUGUCAAGGCAAUUAAGUUAUCUAGACAAUCUUAUUUCAGCUCUUAUCAGGAUCAUGCCAAAUGGUGUAUUUCCCAAAAGGGCACCAAAAAUCGCUGGACAUGUAUUGGAGACCUAAAUCGGAGCCCACACCAAGCCUUCAGAAGUGGAGGAUUCAUUUGUACUCAGAAUCAGCGUAUUUACCAAGCAUUCCAAGGAUUAGUUUUAUAUUAUGAGAACUGUAACUAA